Molecule: messenger RNA, 1068 nt
Organism: Durusdinium trenchii
Lineage: Eukaryota; Dinophyceae; Suessiales; Symbiodiniaceae
Source: the annotation of a GenBank genome assembly
AUGUUCAUGGCAUGGCAAUUGCAGGUCCACGGUAUCGGCAUCGGCCACUCGAUCGGUUUCCUUCGCUUUGACCAGAGUCCGGAGGAGUUGUACCCUUGGGCCGACGGUUUAUUCUGGUACAGCGACAUCUUCUUCGCUGCGGUGUUCUCGCUGGAGAUUCUCAUUCGCUUGGUGGUGAUUGGCAGAGCCUUCUGGUGCCACAUCCUCAACUGGAUCGAUUUCCUCGUGGUCUCUGCCAGCUGGAUCGAAUUCUUCGCCGAAGCUUUGCCGUUCUCCCCGACCUUAUUCCUACGGAUGGUGCGCCUGGGGAAGCUCCUGCGAGCCCUACGAGUCAUACGGCUCUCGCGAGUCUUGGAGUCGCUGCAUUUGCUCUUGAAGUGUAUUGUGGCAAGCCUGCAGAUCUUUUUCUGGUCAGUGGUGUUGCUGAUCAUCAUUCAAUACUGUGCCGGAAUGACCAUCUCCUACAUGAGGUCUUUCGCUACUAUGGCACCUUCUCGAAGAGCCUUCGGCAUGAUGCUGACUUGCCAGGUGUUAUUUGCCAACUGGGCCCCGGCAUGUCGCGUGCUCGUUGACAACGUCAGCGAGUGGUAUUCCAUCGCUUUCAUCCUCUACCGAUGUUGUGUGGGCUUCGCGGUGCUUAAUGUGGUCAACGCCGUCUUCGUGCAGAGCACCAUGAGGGUGGCUUCGGUAGACGAGGAGCUCGUGGCCGCUGAGAAGGCAAAGGCUCAGGCAGCUUACACACGCAGAGUGAACGCUCUUUUCAGCGAAGCUGACACUUCAGGCAAUGGGGCGCUGGACUUGGAAGAAUGCCGGCGGCUGCUGGACCAUCCACAGCUCCAGUUGUGGCUCCACAUGCUUGAGUUGGACACUCCAGACUUGGUGGGUCUCUUUCACAUGCUUGAUGAUGGCAAGGGAGAAAUCUCCUUGGAUGACUUGCAAGAAGGAUUGAAGCGGAUGAAGGGCGUCGCCAAGAGUUUGGAUUUGAACAAGUUACAACACGAGGUGGCCAAGUUGCACGCCAAGGUGGAUGGCCUUGGCAUUCAGCGUGCUACGCAACUUUGCUUGUGA